Lindgomyces ingoldianus is the source of this 1005-nucleotide messenger RNA. RefSeq lists its product as uncharacterized. The record is from RefSeq and is a predicted model, not a curated record. The transcript is spliced from 2 exons. Bases 59 to 862 code for a protein of 267 amino acids. Lineage: Eukaryota; Fungi; Ascomycota; Dothideomycetes; Pleosporales; Lindgomycetaceae.
CGCGAACGGAGAACCAGUCCCUUUCCUUGUCGAGCCUCUUGUGAAUUUCCAGGUUUAUAUGGCGAUUGAUACCAACAAAUCCGGACCUUUUGGUUUCGUGACCCGCUAUAUUGCGCCUGGUGGGCAUAGAAUCCCUGUCCCAACCCCUCCCCAUCCUGUUAGGCCGUCCCCAAGGCCUUACACUAAUACACCUUUUGGGACCCACUGGUACUCAGAGAAAUUAGAGUCUCACUCUCCUACAACAGAUUACACCCCUGGUUGCUGGCAUGAUGACGUGGAUUACUGCUCACAAGAUCUCUCUUCACUUUCUUCUCUUAAAUUCAAGCGGCCGUGGGGGAAGGAAACCGUCAUGGCGACUGAGACAGACUAUGAACAGACUACUGAUACUGCCACCGUCACCGAGACUACGACCGAGAAACCUGAUGUGCAUCGCGAAAAGAAAGUUACAGUCAAAGCGCCCCAACAGGUUCUUCGUGCCUGGCGAAGGCAGGAGAACGCACUUGAGCCCAAUAUCCAGGCUUCUGACUCUUCAGAUUUUACCUCUACAUCCUCCUCCGAUAGCGAGACCGAUGACGAAACGUACCAAACCAACACUUUCCAUAUCUACCUUCAACCAAGCCCUCACGCCCACGCCCCCGAUGGUCUGUUGCACAACAUUGCCGACGCCGAUGGAAUACGUGAGGGCUCCAACGAAGGUAAGGCGAGCUACAAGCUCUCAAUUGAUGGAGGCGAGCAAAUGAAGGAGGGCGAGAGUCCGGAUGGCGUGCAUCAGGAGCGGACGAAUUGGAAGAGUGAGAAGGAGGAUUUUGAGGGCAAGUGGGAGGAGUCUGAGUAUGAUGGAAUGGAGAUUGAAUCGAAUUAGGGGAUGGGUGCAUGGAGCAGAUUGGUCUGUAAGUGACUGAGCACCAUUGAUCUCGGAUUGAUAAAUUAGUCGGGGACGAGAUCGUGCACAGCGAUCGAUCACUUCCCAGUGGACGCUGGAAUGGAAACAAUCCCAGAGAAAUU